AUUCAAUAAAACAUGGGAUCCGGAUUAUCACAAGAAGCAGAUACACAACAACAGAGUGCAAACACAACGGCUAUAACUACAAGUUCGCGGUUGAACAACUUACCUCAUGACUAUGAAGCCAUUCUAAAGGAUGCAGAUUCUUCGGUGUAUAAGUCCUCAAUUGACCAGCUCUAUGCUGGUGUCUUCUUGAACAAAAAGAAAAAGCAGAAGUACUGGGUUGACAAGGCGUCGCACGCAAACUGUUUCAUGGUGUUUGCGAGGGACCUCUUUAUCACCUGGGGAGAAGACCCUCGUUAUUGGCACUGGCAGUGCAUUAAAGAAACAAGUGAAGUGGUAGAUGUUGCGGAAUUGUUAAAUGUUUGCUGGUUAGAAGUUUGUGGGAAAAUUGAGACGGCCAAACUAACACCAGGAAUCAAGUAUGAGGUUGUAUUUGUGGCGAUGCUGAAAGACCCUGCUUACGGGUGGCACGUUCCAGUCAAUAUCAAACUCACCCUACCGGACGGAAAUAAACAAGAACACAAAGAAAACUUGAUGGAAAAACCGAGAUGCAAGUGGUUUGAGAUACCAGUAGGGGAGUUUACCGUAGAUGCAAAAAAGGAAGGAUGUGUCGAGUUUUUCUUGUAUGAAUACGAAGACGGCGGUUGGAAGAAAGGUUUACUCAUUAAAGGCGCUGCUAUAAGACCAAAAUGUUGAAACUUCAUAUUUCGUAAUUCCUUAAUUCAGAUUCACAUGUAAGCUUCUAAAGGCCCUUGUCAAUGGGCCGUUCUCACGGCAUCGUUGCUACAGCCAAAUUCUCGCUCCCUCAUUCUCACCAUGCUUUGAGAAUUUGGUAGUAUUGUUGACCUACGCCUAAUUAGAGUUAUGCUUACAUAAAAACGGCUUAACCUGUCAUAAUAAGCUACAUUUGUGAUGCCUUCUAUGUGGUGUUCUUUUCAAAUGUUGACACGGAUAUUGGGUCAAUUGAGUAAAAACUUCCCCAAGUUUUAUUUUCA
Molecule: messenger RNA, 992 nt
Organism: Erigeron canadensis
Lineage: Eukaryota; Viridiplantae; Streptophyta; Magnoliopsida; Asterales; Asteraceae
Product: lectin-like
Exons: 3
Coding region: 13-693 (226 amino acids)
Source: RefSeq, a predicted model, not a curated record